Messenger RNA from Penicillium macrosclerotiorum, 1071 nucleotides. RefSeq lists its product as uncharacterized. Lineage: Eukaryota; Fungi; Ascomycota; Eurotiomycetes; Eurotiales; Aspergillaceae. The coding region runs from base 1 to 1071 and encodes 356 amino acids. The transcript has a single exon. The record is from RefSeq and is a predicted model, not a curated record.
AUGACCGAGUUUCGAAUGCCCGUCCACCAGGGUCCUCCUGCCCGAAAACCGCUACAUCAGCAGGAUGGCUAUACAUCAUAUCAACCCUAUGGUACCCCGCGAGCCCUUGCACCUCACUCGGCUAGCGCUCAAACUACCCACAGUCGGACUCGCACCACCUCUUCAAAUGUACUGCCUUAUGGGUCGAGUUCUCAGCAGUACCAAGCAGCCCCAAUAUCGGCAGUCUCUCCGCACACAAUGGCGCCGCCGGUGGGCUUCCAACCCACGCGACGAAUGUCCAGCACAACUACAUCGACAAACUCGACAGGAAAUAACUACAUGCCCCAGACAGACUCGGAUAUCCGACGGAGCGCAUCCAACCGCUCGGCGAAUACACAGCUUGGAUAUGUAGCCCUCAUGCGGCGACAGAAGGCUACCGUGUGGUGCGAUCGGGCCCAACCGGAGGAUGCCCGGGUGCGCGAACAGGCUAUGCGAGACAAAAGGCGAGCGUUCCUUGAGGUCCACGGCGCGGGCGCCGAACGCUCAUCCACGCUGGCUAGCGGCAAGAUUCGACAUGGUGGCAAGGCGGGGCUGGAUUUCUCCCCUUCGAACUUAGUUGGCGCUAAGGUUCCCGUACGACUGAGUGCGAAUGAAAUCGGCGAUGGUGAUGACGAUGCACAUAGUGCCGAGGGUGGUAUCUUGCAUCGCCGGACUGGUAGCGGCCGUAGCUCGCUGGGAAGCAACCGGUACCCCAGUGGCUAUCAGCGCCCGCAAGGCACUAUGGGGAGCAACAGCACACCUCCCAACGAGAAGACCGAACUGCCAGACGUUUCUGAAAACACACCAGCUGAGAUUCACGAAGAAGAGAAGAACCGAGUCUCAUCCCUGGUUAAGGACGAUGCUGCAACCACGCACACUACAAAUAGCAGUGAGCAAGAGGACUUCGUGCCCGAUAUGCAAGCGCCUAGCGCUGUUGUCGCUGCGACUUCUAAAGCCAAGAAAGCGGACGAGCUACGGCGACGAGGCAGCGUUGAUGAGCGAACUACCUCGAUGACCCGACUCUUCGUCGCAAAUCCUGAUCUCAGCGACUAA